UGUCUUGUCAAAUAACAAAACGCUAUUUGCUAUUCUUUCGUUCGUUUCGGUAGAAUGUGCGUUUGCUCGAAUUUAUAAUUAUUUCCUUGAUUGCAUUAUUUAUUUUGCACGCCUGCGUUGGAAACUUCCACUAAAGUGCUGAGAUUGUGAUUCUCUGUCACUUGCCAGGGCACCAUCAUUAUUUUUAAUUUGUUGCCACAAUGGUCGUGAUAUCGUCAAAUUUUACUGCGCCGGUUGAUGGGAUCCUCUUCCAAACACCAUCAACCAAACUCCUCGUGAAUAACCAAGAGCUGGGCACAGCUACUUUGUACAUUACAGAACACAAUGUAGUCUGGGGUGGAGGUGUUAGGCCGACCGGAGGCCCCGCACCGUCUAUCAACCUGCUGUAUCCGAGCAUAUCGCUCCACGCUAUACAGAGAGAUCCGUCGCCUGCUCUAUACAUGGUGCUCAAUUACGAACUGAGGUUACCAGAACUUGCACAGGCAGGAACCGGUGAUGCAAACGAUGAUGACGAUGACUUUGAUGCUGAGGACCAGCCAAUCACACAACUUCGCUUUGUGCCAAGCAGCGAGCACGACUUGCAGCCGAUGUAUGCGGCCAUGAGCCAAGGCCAGGCGCUGCACCCCGACCCGGCCGACGUGGACGAUGACGACCCUUAUAUGGACGGGGAGGACUUUGACGAUGCUGGUGACGAGGAGUUCGAGGACGCGGAAGAAGAGGACUUGGCGGAGGACGAGGCGGCCGCGCGCCUGCGACAACUUAGAGUCGACUCCAACGGCGCCAACCACGUCGACGGUGAGGACGCCGAAAUUGAGGAGGAGUGAUACGACGUCAACCGCAACCUCCUAUGCGGCCUGUAGACCUGCUGGAACCGAAGCCUCACAAUCCGGUACU
Ostrinia furnacalis (Asian corn borer) is the source of this 894-nucleotide messenger RNA. It is a transcript of the gene icln, whose product is annotated as chloride nucleotide-sensitive channel icln. Bases 201 to 824 code for a protein of 207 amino acids. Gene Ontology annotation, biological process: mRNA cis splicing, via spliceosome; chloride transport; spliceosomal snRNP assembly. Gene Ontology annotation, cellular component: methylosome; spliceosomal complex; plasma membrane. The record is from RefSeq and is a predicted model, not a curated record. Lineage: Eukaryota; Metazoa; Arthropoda; Insecta; Lepidoptera; Crambidae. The transcript is spliced from 6 exons.